Molecule: messenger RNA, 1835 nt
Organism: Chrysochloris asiatica (Cape golden mole)
Lineage: Eukaryota; Metazoa; Chordata; Mammalia; Afrosoricida; Chrysochloridae
Gene: INTS14
Product: von Willebrand factor A domain containing 9
Exons: 12
Coding region: 88-1644 (518 amino acids)
Biological process (GO): snRNA 3'-end processing
Cellular component (GO): integrator complex
Source: RefSeq, a predicted model, not a curated record
GAUCAUCGCCGGCGAUGGGCGCGGGCAUUUCCCUCUCUACUGCUGUCUGUCUGCAUUCUGGUUGGAAACCCUGGGAUCUUUGUCAUCAUGCCGACAGUGGUGGUAAUGGAUGUAUCGCUCUCCAUGACCCGGCCUGUGUCUCUCGAGGGGUCUGAGGAAUAUCAGCGAAAACACCUUGCAGCCCAUGGUUUGACGAUGCUGUUUGAGCACAUGGCCACAAAUUACAAGCUCGAAUUUACAGCCCUGGUGGUUUUUUCAUCACUCUGGGAGCUGAUGGUCCCCUUCACACGAGACUAUAACACCCUACAGGAAGCGCUAAGUAAUAUGGAUGAUUAUGAUAAAACCUGCUUGGAGUCUGCAUUAGUUGGUGUUUGCAAUAUUGUUCAGCAAGAAUGGGGUGGUGCAAUUCCUUGCCAGGUGGUCCUGGUGACGGAUGGCUGUCUUGGCAUUGGUAGAGGUUCACUGAGGCAUUCCCUAGCUACUCACAAUCAACGAAGUGAGAGCAACAGGUUUCCACUCCCUUUUCCUUUCCCAUCUAAGUUGUACAUCAUGUGCAUGGCAAAUUUGGAAGAGCUUCAGAGCACUGAUUCCUUGGAUUGCCUUGAACGUCUCAUAGAUUUAAACAAUGGUGAAGGGCAGAUUUUUACUAUUGACGGCCCGCUGUGCUUGAAAAAUGUACAGUCUAUGUUUGGAAAGCUGAUAGAUUUGGCAUAUACACCUUUCCACGCUAUUCUCAAGUGUGGCCACCUAACUGCUGAUGUACAAGUCUUCCCCAGGCCAGAACCUUUUGUUGUAGAUGAAGAAAUCGAUCCAAUUCCUAAAGUUAUUAACACAGAUUUGGAAAUAGUGGGAUUUAUUGAUAUAGCAGAUAUCUCAAGUCCUCCAGUUCUGUCUAGACAUCUGGUCCUACCUAUAGCACUUAACAAAGAAGGUGAUGAAGUUGGUACUGGCAUCACUGAUGACAAUGAAGAUGAGAAUUCAGCCAAUCAGAUUGCAGGCAAAAUACCCAACUUUUGUGUCCUGCUCCAUGGCAGCCUCAAAGUGGAAGGAAUGGUGGCAAUUGUUCAAUUAGGUCCUGAGUGGCAUGGAAUGCUCUACUCCCAAGCCGACAGCAAGAAGAAAUCAAACCUCAUGAUGUCUCUCUUUGAGCCUGGUCCAGAACCUCUCCCAUGGCUAGGGAAAAUGGCACAGUUGGGUCCUAUUUCAGAUGCUAAAGAAAACCCAUAUGGGGAAGAUGACAAUAAGAGCCCGUUCCCCUUGCAGCCCAAAAACAAACGCAGCUAUGCCCAGAAUGUUACUGUUUGGAUCAAACCCAGUGGCCUGCAGACAGAUGUACAGAAGAUCUUAAGAAAUGCAAGGAAACUACCUGAGAAAACUCAGACAUUCUAUAAGGAGCUGAACCGUUUACGAAAGGCUGCCCUGGCCUUUGGUUUUUUGGACCUGCUCAAAGGGGUAGCUGACAUGCUGGAAAGGGAGUGCACACUGCUGCCUGACACAGCCCACCCUGAUGCUGCCUUCCAGCUGACCCACGCCGCCAAGCAGCUCAAGCUGGCCAGCACCGGUGCCUCGGAGUAUGCUGCUUAUGACCACAAUGUCACACCUUUGCAGACAGACUUCUCUGGGAGCAGCACGGAAAGACUGUGAAACUGAUAUUUGGAGCCACUUUUCUGUUUCAUUUCCAGAGUGCAGAUGAUUUAGGGGAAAACCUUUGUAUCUGCUCACCUCUGCAAGAGCCAUCUGAAGACCUCCCUGAGGCUGUCUCAGAAACAUCACUUGCUGGUUUGAAUGAUUCUACCAGUCUGAGAAGAGUUGAAAGGUGCUUGGCCACUUAGGCU